This is a messenger RNA of Mya arenaria, 822 nucleotides long. RefSeq lists its product as uncharacterized. The transcript is spliced from 4 exons. Lineage: Eukaryota; Metazoa; Mollusca; Bivalvia; Myida; Myidae. The record is from RefSeq and is a predicted model, not a curated record. The coding region runs from base 1 to 822 and encodes 273 amino acids.
AUGGUGACCGGCGUCUGUCUCCUCAUGAUGAUGAUCGUCAGCGGUCCUUUCUACGGAUUUGGAGAGUACACGUAUCUCAGAGGGUACUUGAAUGUGAUUGUAUCCACCAACUUAUCGCUGCCCCUGCAUGCGAGCCAUCCGGAACACCAACGCGUGAAGCUUGAGAAUCUCCACCAGCUGUUCAGUCACCUGCAACGCUCAUCCUACUCAUCUGCUGACACAAACCUCCUAACCAUUAUUGCAAAGCAUCUACACGACACGUAUGACGUCAUUGUCAGCAAGGCGUCGUGGCUACCGCACGGCAUCAGCUUCUAUAUUAGGUCCAAGAACAGCGAUACCUUCCAGCAUUUUAUCGACCACUACAGGGACAGACUUAUCUUGAACAAUGUAACAAAGCUUAGUUUCAUAAACGACAUGGCGAGGUCUUUGAACAUAAGCGCAACUGCGGUUACAGCAAAUAUUACUAAUGAAAGUUAUGAAAUAUAUCGACAGACAUAUUUGCCAAUACAAGAUUUGGGAAUAUGUGCUGCCGAUAUGAGUACUCCAAACCAAUAUUCGAGUGUAUGGAACGGAUUCCUUACCAUCUUCAUACUCAUUUUGCCCUACGGUCUCGCACUAACAGGACUGUGUAUAAUCUAUUGUCGCGGUCCUGAGCUAAGCGGAUUAGAUGUAGAGAGGAAUUACCUGCGCCGACGCAUCCUGUUCCUGCGCACUAUGAGUCAUCGUGAAGCAUGGUUUGUCAGAAGCAGCAACAUUGAGAGGUUCAGCGACUUCUUGAAUCGUUGUGGUCCACACAUCACUUUGGCUGAGGUUGGCAUGUAA